GGAAUCGAACACCCAACCUCUGGCUCCGCAUCCAGAGAAUGAAACAGGACCAGCACCCUUUCGCUGACAGACAAAAGUGUGUUGAUGCUCUAGAUGCUUUAUCCCAAACUACUUACCUUGGUAAUUGUCUAUGGAGGCAAGAACGCAGACAGCCUUGUGAAAUACAUUUAGCAUGCCUAGAUGUGAAAAGCCAGCUGCCUCACCAAGAAAUGUGGAUGCUGAAAUUGAAGAAGACAGCGCUGGUGAAAGUGAAGAGGAAGAAUCUGAGCAGAAGAAAAAAACAUCAAAUAAAAAGAACCGAGAGAAAGGAAAAGCUGAGGAAGAGGAGGAUGAAGAGGAGGAUGAAGAGACUGCUGCAGAACGUAGACGAAAAUACAAAAGACGGCGGAUGAAGGAUGCAGGAAAAGAGGGGGAGGAAUCUGAGGGAGAAGCUUGUAAAAACAGGAAAAACAGAGCAAAUCAAAAAACGAAGGAAGAUGGUGAAGAAGAGGACGAAGUGGAGAGAAAAGGCAAGAAAAAGGGUGGGAAGAAGAAGAAGAAGAAAGACAAAAAGAGGAAAGGAUCAAGCUCCGAUUCUAGUUCUGAAGAGGAGUUAACUGAGGAGGAAGUGGCCAAGUUAAAGGAAGCAGUGGAAGAAAAAAAGAAACUGAUUGCCACACUGCGCAGUAAGCCCUGGAAUAUGAAGAAGAAGCUCGAAGUCCUGAAAGAUGCUCAGCGUUUUGUGGAAAAAUUUGAAGGGGCUCUUGGCAAAGGCAAAGGAAAAAAGUUUUAUGCGUAUAAAGUGAUGAUGAUGAAAAAAUGGAUGAAAUUUCAACGGGACUUUGAGAAUUUUAAAACAGCAUGCAUACCGUGGGAAAUGAAAAUAAAAGAAAUUGAAAGUCAUUUUGGCUCUUCAGUUGCAUCUUACUUCAUAUUUUUACGGUGGAUGUAUGGGAUAAAUAUUGUUCUGUUUGGACUUACUUUUGGCCUUGUCAUGGUGCCUGAGGCACUGAUGGGGAAACCACAUGGGUCUUUACCCAGAAAAACUGUGCCAAGAGCAGAGGAAGCAACUGCUAUGAACUUUGCUACUCUGUGGGAUUUCAGUGGCUUUGCACAAUAUUCUGUCCUUUUUUAUGGAUAUUACAAUAACCAGAGAACAAUUGGCUGGUUGAAGUUCCGGAUGCCUCUCUCCUACUUUUUGGUUGGAGUCGGGAGCAUUGCUUACAGCUUCAUGGUUGUCAUACGCACAAUGGCAAAGAAUGCGCAUGACGAUGGUGGGGGAGAUGACACAAGUUUUAACUUCAGCUGGAAAAUGUUCACCAGCUGGGAUUACUUGAUUGGCAACCCUGAAACAGCCGAUAACAAGUUUGCAUCAAUAACAACUAGCUUUAAGGAAGCCAUUGUGGAGGAACAAGAAAGCCGGAGGGAUGAGAACAUCCAUUUGACCCGAUUCCUGAGAGUUCUUGCUAAUUUCUUUGCCUUGUGCACUUUGGCUGGGAGUGGUUAUCUCAUCUACUUUGUUGUGAGGCGAUCUCAGAAGUUUGCUUUGGAAGGUCUUGAAAACUAUGGAUGGUGGGAGAGAAAUGAGGUUAACAUGGUCAUGUCCCUUCUGGGAAUGUUCUGUCCUACUGUGUUUGAUGUCAUCAGUGCCCUGGAAAACUAUCAUCCUCGAAUUGCCCUCCGCUGGCAGCUAGGGCGCAUAUUUGCUCUCUUUCUGGGCAACCUGUACACUUUCAUUAUUGCUCUCAUGGAUGAAAUCAAUUUGAAGGCACGUCAGAUAAUCGAAUUUGUGCGACUCACCGUCUCUGACACCGUGACGACCUACAUCACAAUUUUAAUUGGUGAUUUCCUAAAAGCUGUCUUUGUCAGGUUUUUCAAUUACUGCUGGUGCUGGGACUUGGAAUAUGGUUUUCCUUCCUAUUCAGAAUUUGAUAUAAGUGGAAACGUGUUGGGUCUGAUCUUCAAUCAAGGCAUGAUCUGGAUGGGCUCUUUUUAUGCACCAUGCCUCCCAGCCAUCAAUGUCAUCCGUCUCCAUACUUCCAUGUACCUGCAGUGUUGGGCUGUGAUGUGCUGUAAUGUUCCCCAUGAGAGAGUCUUCAAAGCCUCGAGAUCAAACAACUUCUACAUGGCCAUGUUGCUGUUCAUUCUCUUCCUCUCCACGCUGCCAGUUGUCUACACCAUUGUUUCCAUCCCGCCAUCUUUUGAUUGCGGUCCGUUCAGUGGAAAAACCAGAAUGUUUGAGGUCAUUGGAGAAACUCUGGAGCAUGAUUUCCCUUCCUGGUUCCAGAAAGUUUUUAAUCUUGCCUCAAAUCCUGGCGUGAUCCUACCCUUCAUCCUGCUGAUGGUCUUGAGCAUCUACUACCUCAAUGCCACUUCGAAAGGGUACAAGGAUAUGAACUUGGAGCUCAAGAAGAAACUGCAAAAUCAAGCUGAGGAAAACAAAAGAAGGAACAAACAAAAAGCCCAGCAACAACGGGAAAAUGAAGACAUCUCCAUUGAGCCUGAGACCAAACCAAGCAAUCCAAAAGGAGAUAAAGAAAAAGGAGAGAAGGAGUCAAAGAAACAGCAGGCUCCACAGCAGGAGGAAAGGCCCAGCAUUGCAAAUGGAAGCUACCCUCCCCAUGGCAGAGGAGGAGGAGGAGGAGCGCCAGCCCCUCUGCCGCGGAUAGCAGUGACUAGGCCUCCAGGACCCAGGGGCGUUGGCAUGAAUGGCCAUCUUCCCGGACAGCCACGCUUUGGAGGUCUUCCCCCCAGGAUGCCAGGAGGACCACCUCAACGUUACUGAUACAGAGAAAGUUACCAGCUUAGUCUUCUGUAGUAUUUUUACUCUACAGCACAACUCCAAAUGCUUGCAGAGGAAAGCACUUAAGUUUUUUAUAUUCGGAAGAUAAUGCAGAGCUAGAAUCUGCAAGGCUAUCAGAAACAAAGUGGCUUGGACCUAAUUUCAUAAGCAUCUUGGGGCUACGCAAGGUCUUGAGCUAAGUCUUCUUCAUGCCUAAGAGAGAAAGGGGUUUUUGUAGUUUUUUUCAAUUGAGAAGGGCAGAAUUUAGGGUCAGUAAUUGGUAGAAACCUACUUGCACACGGUACACCUAAUCUGGAUCAUGCUUCUGUGUGCCUGUCUGUAGCUGAAAGAGGAAGAUGAGCACCCUACACAUGUCAUAUCAAGGCGGGUGUAAAUAUCGGAAGUGUUAUGUUGACAAAUAUAAUAAAUUA
Molecule: messenger RNA, 3192 nt
Organism: Pogona vitticeps (central bearded dragon)
Lineage: Eukaryota; Metazoa; Chordata; Lepidosauria; Squamata; Agamidae
Source: RefSeq, a predicted model, not a curated record